UCGCGCUUAACAAACAUGGCGGACUAGUAGUAGUCUUAACUGGAAGUUGUCCUGCAAUUUUCUUCCAGUUUUUACUGCGUAGGACGCUGGUUACGAUUUAAUUGUGGACAUCCUUCAUCAAAGUUUAAUUUUAAAGUGUUUGUAGACCUCUUGAUUGCUUUAUUUCUGCAUUGGUUGGAGAUCUAACCGCAAUUUUAUUGAAUCUCCCGCGUGCCGUAGAUCAAUGUCUGAACAAAGUGAAACAUAAUCUUUACAAUCAUCGUUUAGAUUAUGUGUUAUUUAUCAUGUCUAUGAGCAGCGAUGAGGUCAACUUUCUAGUUUACAGAUAUCUUCAAGAAUCAGGUGAGUUUGUAGUUCCCGGUAUCAAUCAGUCAUCUGUAUGAUAACAAAUUUUCGUAAGAUUCUAUAGAGAUUUUGCCGUCAUUGGGUGCAAUUAUUUUGCUUUUAUCACAUUGAGUGUUAUUCCAAGCCCACGUUGUGAACAAAAUUUAUUCUAAUUACUGCUCUUUACGCCCAAAGUAAUGAAAAUUAUUUGAAAUAUAUUCAGCUACUAGAUUCUACUGGUGUUUAGACAGAUCGGACCCUCUUUGGAAACUCUUGACAAUAUUUUCUUUGUUGGAGACCAGCUGCACUGUUCAAACGAUACGAUUAAAUCGAGAAAUGAUAGAGUUUCGAUUGGUCGGUUGCUUUGUGGCUAUGAUUUUCUCGUUCAAAAAUUAUCUCUUGCUUAAUUUGAAACAUCCAGUGUUAGUAUAGCUAGUAUCCCGAAGAAAUAGUAAUUAAUCCCCAUGCGAAAAACUAAUUGUUGCUUGAGAUUGAGCCUAAUAUUACGAAUUAUGGAAAUGAGUUAAGACGACACUUAAUUAUUAGUACCAUUUUCAGUUUAAUUCUGCAUUUUAAAAUAUCUUACAGAUUUUUUACUUGACUUUAUUGGAAAAAUUUGAUUUGAUCAUGAAUUUUACAAGUCAAAAAUCCUAAAUACAUGUAUUAUUGAUAAAAUGCCAAUUUGAUCCAUCAAGUUAGGGUUAUCUUCAUGCCAGUAUUCUGUUGUACCUGUUAUAUUUUAUUUUUGUUUUAAGUACUUUAAUGCAUAUUGUGUCUGUCUGAAUUAUGAGAGCAGAGAUGAUUAUUAGUACUAAGAAUUAGUAUCAGUAGUAAUGUCUUUCAUGCCAGUACUUUUAGUGAGUAUUGUAAUUAUUAGCACUGUAAGUACGGUAAUACAUAUAAGAUUGUAAAUAGAAAAGUAAAGUACAUAUUUCUGAGAGGGGGGGAGAAGGGUAACCUAAGGCUGACUAGCUCUCUUUUAGGAGAGCAGCACUUUAAGAGUUUUUACGCUAUAGAAACAGCAAUAAGCAGUGGCAGUGUAGGGCACUUUGCUGGAGUGCCAACUUUACCCUUUUUAACUAUAAAUUGAGUAUGUACCCUUUGUUUCACCAUUAGGAUUUCAGCAUUCUGCUUUUACUUUUGGAGUGGAGAGCCAUGUAGACCAAUCAAAUAUUAAUGGAUCCAUUGUACCACCUGGUGCUCUGGUGUCAAUCAUUCAGAAAGGUGUACAGUAUGUCGAGGCGGAGGUGACAUUAAAUGAGGUGAGCUAAACAAAGCAAACUUGCGAUAGAGUUCUUUCUGAGAAGGUUUUUUUUUUUAUUGAAAAUCUACAAAUAACUCCUUUACAAAAGUGUUUUCUUUUUUGCUUUUUUUUAUUUGUUGAAAAUUUUGGGCAGGAUUCUGCAUCGUAUCUCUAAAGCACUGGUCAUCGUACAUUAUAUGUACAUGUAUACAACAAAAAAAUAAAAAGCCUUUGGGGAAUAUUCCUUUGAUCACUUUCUCCUUGUUGGUCUAAAUAGAGAAGACUUAUAUUUCCUUCAAUUUUAGUUUGAUAUUACCAUAGAAAAAUACUUUACACUUUGGUCAAACCAUCAGGCCUAGAAAAAAGUGCCCUUUUAACCCUUCAACUCCCAUUAGUGAUCAAGUUAGAAUUUCUCCUUACAAUAUCAACACAAUAUCUAGUAGACAACUAACAGGAAUAAAGGAAAACAUCAAUUGGGGAUCAUAAGUUGAUCCAGUACCAAAUUUUCCAAACUAACAUUAUAAGAAUUGUAUGGCAGACAGUAGGGAGAAUCACUUUUGAGAUCUGGGAGUAAAAGGGUUAAGAGAUGUUUGGGCUUAAUACAUAGAUUUAGCCAAGCCUAAAAGCAGAGCUCGCAUUUUUUUUUUCCCGCACGUCUCAAGGGCAUAAUGCCUUGCUCUGGCCAGGACUAGAACCCGGGUCAUCCAACUUGGAGCCCAGCACAUUGACCACUGGACUACUGAACAAAGCCAUGGUGUUGGUGUGCCAGCGGUACAGUUGACUGUGCAUUUUAAAAGUAGCACCUUGUACGGUCAUAUGGUCAUACAUCCAAAUUUUUUCAGCUUGAUGGGUUACUACUAUUUUGUAUAAUUAUGGGGCUACGCUCUACAAGCUUUGCUAUAAGGAGACAGUUUAUCCCUUACUGAGGCAACAUGUGUCACCUGUCAACAGAUUAAGUCUUUUAGAGAGGUUUGAUGCCAUUUAACUAGGUGCCUCGUAUUUUUUAUUGCCUGAUUUUUCUAUCAAUGCUUCCCUUUUUCAGGAUGGAACAAUACUUGAUGACGGCAGUGAACUAGAUCAUGUUUCCCUCAUUGAUGCUGUCUUACCAGACAUAGUAACCACAAGACAUACAUUGUUACAUAAUCGAGGGAUGAAACCAGAAAUUGGAAUAAAACUUGAGGAUGGACAUUACGCUCAUGUCAAUUCUAUGGGACAUGGUGAGAUGAUGGAGAUCGAUGGCACAGUUAAUGAUGCAGGGAGCAACAAAGCAUUGAUAUUGAAAGGCCAUGAACAUGAGGUAGAAAUGCUUGUAUUUGCUGGUAAACUUGUUAAAAAAUACUCACCAAAUUAUCUGUUCAAGGUGUUAAUAAGGAAAGGCCUGGAAUAUCAGCAGAUAUUUCUGUUUAUUUUCUUUCUUUUUCCUUUAGCGUGAUUGUGUGAGUUUGUGUGAUCUUGCUGUCCUGUAAUUUACCUGUACUUUGUGUUUGAAUACGUAUCAGUUGACUGCCUGACUCUGUUAGCUCCCUGUGGUUACAUGUACAUGUAUUCUAAGCAUCCAGUGCUGUAAUACUAUGUUUCAUUGUAUGCUCAUUCAAAAACGUGUUGUGUUUAACAUUUGCAUAACAACUCCUGUAGGUGUUUGUAUGCUCUUGGAAUCCCUCUCAGGAUAUACUCGCAUCUGGGUAAGUUGAAAUCAGCAAAGCAUGAACUGAACGAUAUAAACUAUUGAAAAUUUGCUUAAGUGGCUCAAACGUCGUGUUGUAGACUUUCUUUACAAAUAUGGACAUUUUAUAAUUAUGUGACAUUGCUUUUUUAUUUAUUUACCAUCUUAUCCUCAACUGUAUCUCUAGAAUUCAAAAGAAUGUUAAGCUGCAAAAAAGCACAGCUACAGUCAGAGUUUCUUGAAGAGAGACAGUUUUAGAUAUUUAUGGAUUUUUUAUAUUUUGUGGUGUUUCAUCUUUGUGGCAAAUUGUGGUUCCAAUAAACAAUAGUGGCUUUUUUCUGAAGGUGCAGGUGUCUUGAUUCUCUUGAUUUAUUCUGUAAAAUUUUUCCAAAUCCCUUUUAGGACAAACAAUCUCAGCCCUUUUAUCAGAAGUUGUGGCAAUUUCAUUAGUUAUUUAGCCAAAUAUUUUUUUCAUAAAAAAAAAAAUACUUACACAUUUUUCACACUGUUAGAUCUGGAGAUGGUACAGCAAGAUUGUGGCCAAUAAAUGAGACAGGAAUAGGAACACCUAUCAUUCUACGUCAUCAAUUCAAAGAUUUAGAAAACCAUAAAAAUACAACCAAGGAUAUAACGUGUCUGGAGUGGAAUGUAAGUUGUGCACUUAGUUUUUACCCAUGUUUUGUAUCCUUAGUUUGUGAUGGAGCCACCAAAACUUGCAUUUCAUUACUUGCAUUCCAUGCACUCUGAUGAAGGGCUAACACUUGAAACAUCAGCUUUGCAACUCUUUACCGUGGCCAACUUACAUUCUCAACUCAGUUUAUAAAACCAAAUUAUCUUGUUAUACUCCCUUACAGACACAGCACCACAGUUUCUUCAGAAACUUACCCCCUUUUUGCAUUUCAUUUGUUAGAGUUACAGCUACUGUAACUUAUUUAACCCAGACAAAUGUGGUGACCCCUUUUUAGAACAAGGAAUGGUUAUUACCUAACUCUUUUUCUGUAGAAUGAUGGAACUCUGCUAGCCACAGGUUCAUGUGAUGGGCAGGCAAGGAUUUGGUCUCCAGAAGGUAACACCAUCUAACAAUUUAAUUAUUUUCCCUAAACAUGAUAUUCAAUACUUCCACUCCUAAGAUCUCAAAAUCAAUUUCCUUACUGUUGGCCAUAUGUUGAUUAUGAUUUUAGCUUUAAGAAUUACAUGGUAAAUUAAAUGAAAACCCUUUGUUGAUGUUUUACUCUCUUCUCACAACUACCCUGCUUUAUAUUUUGUCAAUUUCUAAAGGAGAAUUUAUUUGUCAAUCACUUUUAUUGAUUACUCAUGGGAGUUAAAGGGUUACUUCUGUGUUGUGCAACAAGCACAUUCAGUAAUUUUCUUCUCUUUACAGGGGAACUGGUGAAAACACUAGGUGAUUACAAAGGACCAAUAUUUUCCAUCAAAUGGAACAAGAAAGGAAACUAUCUAAUAAGUGCUGGAGUGGAUAAGGUAAAAGUCCUAACUAUAAAACCAUCAAAAAAUUAUUGUAUUUUUACGUAAUACUCUUGAUAGAGUACUGGUAAUCAUACAUAUUACUGAAAAUGUGGUUUUAUUUCCAGAGCACUUUUGUUUGGGACUCAAAUAACUGGGAAGUUAAACAGCAAUUUUCUUUCCAUCAAGGUAAAGAAGAUAAAUUUAUUUUUAAAACAUUAAUUAACCCUGUUUGCCACAAAACUUUGAAUUUUUGUUUAUGAUUGUAAACAACACAGAUUCUUUGUUACCUCCUCUCUUUUGAUUUUUUCAUGAAUGUAUGUACAACUUGUUCUUACUAAUAUAAAUUAAUUUUGUUUACUUUUUUUUUUUUUAUAGCCCCCAUACUAGAUGUAGACUGGCAAAACAACACAAGUUUUGCAUCUUGUUCAACCGAUAAAAUCAUACAUGUCUGUAAAAUAGGAGUUGAAAAACCUGUCAAAUCAUUUCAAGGACACACUGUGAGUUUGCAUGCGCUUGUAGUUUUUGUGCCAUUUGAUUAUUGUUUUUGUGCUUUUUAAUGAUUGUUUUAGUAGAAAAGGACCCAGUAUUGGGUCUACAUAGGGCAACUUCGUCAAAGAGAUGCACAUCUAACAUGUAAAUGUAUACCAUACUCAUUCGCCAUUGUCCAUUAUUGAUUUUUCAACAGAGUGAAGUGAAUACAAUUAGAUGGGAUCCAUCAGGGUCUUUCCUAGCAUCAUGUUCAGAUGAUCUAUCAGCUAAGGUAAGUGAUUAAACUCUAAGAGAGAUUGGCUUCUGAUUUCUCCUCACAGUAUCACCCUUGAAUAAAAUGUAAAGGAAAAGAGAAUAUAGGCCACAAUCACCAAUUUAAGAAGCUCCUGAUUGUCAAACAAAUUCUCUUUGCCAGUGCCAUAUGAACUGCUAAGAGAAAAGUGAGGAGAAUAACAGUACUAAUCCCUUUAACUCCCAAGAUCUCAUUUGUAACUGUCCUUACUAUCUACCAUACAGUUCUUGUAAUGUUAGUUUGGAGAAUUUAGUAUUUAAUCAACUUAUAAUCCCCUUAUUGAUAUUUUUCUUUAUACUCAUCACUUGUUUGCUUGAUAUUGUAUUGAUAUUGUAAGGAGAAAUUCUGUCUUGGUCACUCGUGGGAGUUAAAGGGUUAUUUGGUGUUAUUCUUAGCCCUUUCAUAAUGAAUAUUUAAGUAUCUGACUCUCAAUAAUGAUCAAAUGUGAAUCCCUUUAAGCAUCCAAGAACACUGUCAAAGCUUUCUAAGCUCAAGAUUUAACCAGACCCUUGGGACUGACUAAUUCCUACCUACAAUAUCACCCUUGAAUCACACAUUUUCAUCAUGAAGGUCACAAGAAUACAGGAAAUGAUGCUAUCUGAAGGAGGUCUUGAUUGUUCAACAAAUUCUCUUUGCCAGCACCUUUGUGAAUGUAUGGAGAACAUUAUGUAGAAUAUGCAUACUGAUAUUUGGGUUUAAAUGGAUCAAACCUCUUAUUUGUUUAGAUAUGGAGCACCAAACAAGAUACCUGGUUGUUUGAUCUCCAAGGUCAUAAAAAAGAAAUAUAUACAGUAACAUGGAGUCCAACAGGACCAACAACAGUGUUUCCUAACGCACCUCUUCUCUUAGCAAGGUAUGCUGCAUGAAAUUUUAAUGUAACCUUUUUUUUUUUCUUUUUUUCUUUUUUUGUUCUUUUACAAGUUGAAAUAUUAUAUGUGUUUAAAUUGUUGUAAUUAACCCUUCAACUCCUGGAAGUGUUUAAUGUGUAACUCCUCCCUCCUUAUAACAUCAAUACACAAUCCAACAAAGAGGUAAUAAGAAUUCUCCAACUUAUCAGGUAGAAACUGUUGUCUUGAUCGAACACCAAAUUCUCAUAACUACUUUGCAAAGAAAUUUGUAGAAGCUAGUGGGGAGAAUUCACAAGCUGUGUCAGGUUGUUCAAAGAUGAGUUAGGAUAAUCCUGGGUUAGUGAGGAAUUUGAUUUCAGAUCUGAAAGCUUAAAAAAAAAAUUCAGUAGAAUUCUUUUUAUAUACAAUUUGACGACUGGGUGCUCCAUGAAUGAUAGAGAAAACUAUCUGAUAAAAGGCUUUUGAAUAAAGGAGUAAAGAAAUCUGGAUUAAGAUUUAACCCUGGGUUAAUGCUAAUUAGCUUUCAAACAGCUGGGCCCAGAUCUUGGAAGUUGAAGGGUUUGGUGACCAGUUCACAACAUAUCAAAUUAAAAGAUCCAGAUAUUAAACAACCAAGGCUUGUGUAUCUCUUAAAAUGGUUUUGGUCAUAAGCUUGUUAAGGUAAAAAGUACAAUGGGGAUUGGGGAUGGAUUAAGAUCCCAGGUGGCUUAUGCCCCUUCCACCCCCUACAUCCACCCCUUGUUUGUGGCAGAGAAAUAAUUUAUGAUAAUAAACCACGUGGAAUAUGUCCAGAUACCUGUGAGACACAAAUGGAGGAUUCACCCCUUGAAAAUUCCUUAUAGUAACCGUACAAUGAGAAAAAAAUCACCUAGUGAUAUGGAAUCUUUCUCAUCAAGAGAAUACCAAUUGUGAUUUGAUAAUUUAUGAUGUAAAACAGUUGUACAUAGAGAUUUGUUUAGGCUGUCAUUUACCUUUUGGCUUUUCAAUAACAAACUUCUCAUGUAACUGUGGUUAAACCGUGAUGUUUUUAUUGUGUUUUAGUGCUUCAUACGACACAACAGUCAAACUAUGGGAGCUGGAGCGUGGCUCCUGUGUUCUUUCUCUCUCCAAACAUCAAGAAGCAGUACACUCUUUGUCGUUUAGUCCUGAUGGCAGAUACAUUGCAUCAGGGUCUUUUGACAGGGCACUGAAUGUCUGGUCAACACAGGUAGGGAAUAUAUUCACUCUUUUUCCAAUAAUGAAAUUUUUUUUUUUUUUUUUUUUACCCUUUAACUUCAGUUGGUGAUCAAUAAUCUACUUUUCCUCACAGUUCCAGGGCAUCUUAAGCAAAUGGGUGAUGUUAACCCUUUAACUCCCAGAUCAAAUUUGUAAUUCUCCUUACUAUCAACCAUACAAUCCAUACAAUUCCUAUAAUGUUAGUUCAGAGAAUUUAGCGUUGGAUCAACUAAUUAUCCCUAAAUUCACAUUUCUCUUUAUUCUCAUCACUUAUCUGGUUCAUAUUGUAUUGAUAUUGUAAGGAGAAAUUCUGUCUUGGUCACUCAUGGAAAUUAAAGGGUUAAUAGAAGAACGUAUAGGUAAGAGGGUGCAACCUUGAUCUAAUUCCAGUUUAUCAAAGAAAUUAAGAGCUGUAAGGGAAAGAAGUAACGAUGAACUGCGACCCAAGACUCCUUAGAAAAGUGAAUAUGAGCGAAUUAAUCUCGUGCGCGUAAACGAGGAGACACGCAAACGGGUGAUGGGAAUAGGACAAGGACGCACCUUAGACACGCCAGGAAAAGUUAGGAGUUCCUCGCGUGUUCUUUUCACAAACCGCGCCUUUUUUUAUUCUUGUCUGAAAAUCGAACCUGGAUGUCAGCCAGUCGCAGAUAAGUAGCAUAUGUUUAUUAAUACAUUAUUUUCAUUUUUCUUUAGACUGGCACGCUAGUUCAUAGUUACCAUGGUAAUGGGGGUGUAUUUGAAGUACAGUGGAGUCCAAGAGGAGACAAAGUAGCUGCGUGCUUUUCAGACAAUACGGUGAGUUAGCAGGACAAUACGGUGGGAUAUCCAAUGGUAUUUAAUGGUGAUUUAUCAAAUUUAAAACUCCGAAUAUUACAUUUUCUAAUGAUCAGUUCAUUCAGCUCUGUUUAUCAGCUCGUGUACCUUAGCGAUUGAAGCUCUGUUACAGUCUGUAAUUUUACCAUGAUUGAUGAAGGCAAUUGAACUAAGUAACAGUGCAAUUUGGUGUGAGUUCAAAUGCACCAUAUAUUUCAAAUCGAAUGAGAGCGCGGCGCGAGUUCCAUUUGAAUUCACAAGUAUGAUUUCAGACUAAAAUUGCACAAAACGAAGUUCAGUUACGUCACACAAUGGCUUCUUUGUCUUUCUUUUACCUGAAAUUUAUUUGGUUACUUUAGACAAGUCUUCAAAUGUGAUUGGUUGUUUUGAAGAAAGACAGUGUCAUAUGUGAACAAAUCGCACUGCUGAGUGCCAAUCAGAUUGCAAGGAUUGCGAAAUCAGAUUGUGAUUUCAAAGUGGAUAUGAUAAAAAACAAAAUUGGAUGCCACGAAGCGGUAGUUCUAUAAGACUAAUCAUGAGUUGGUUUGGAUUGGCAGUUUUCUUUCAAUCAAUUUAAUGAUUUUCUUCUAUUUUCCUAACAGCUGUGCGUUUUAGACGUCCGGAAUCUCUGAUGUUUUUAAACCUCAUCCUAUGUACAAAUGUUCCUGGAGAACUUCAAAAGUAACUUUCCAUCACUCAGUCCACCACAGAGAAGUCGAACGCAAGAGAACUCGCAACUGUCAGCUAGUUGUGAUAACUUAAAAAUCCAUGAAAUGCGUCAAUUUACAGAACCAACGGACCAAAAAACCAAUUUUGAUUUUCACUAUCGAAAUAUCGCUACUGUUUGCUUGAUGUUGACUGAGAAAAUUCGAUUUUUUUAAAUUUAUUUUCAAGGGAUGAUACGUAUUUAUAUUUUUGAGUGCUGGCCCCAGCAGAGGACGUAUACCCGAAGAGUUUUCGGCUAUUUUUCCUAAAGGAAAAUAGCAAGAGGGUUCGGAAAGAAGUCGGUAACAUAUCGAUAUCAUGUGACAUUGUAAUGACCGACAACUUUUCCUACAUUAAUUUUAGUCAACUUUAACAAUGAAUAUUUCAACCUCUGUCAUUUUCAUCGUUGUAGAAAGUUUUCUUUAGUUCUGCGCAAGAACGCGUAUUUAUUAAUUCUGAUGAUAAUCUUUUUUAAUAUUUGUUACCUUAAUACUUAAAUCGCUUCAAACUUCACUUUAACUACUACCAGUUCUCAUUAUGGCUCAUUACGCGAAAGUGAAAAAUUUCUUCCACGUUGUUUGGACCACGGAAGAGAGAAGCUUUUGGUGUCCAAUCAUUACCUCGAUUGUUAUGUAGUAAACAUUUGUGUUUUUAUCGUGUAUCAUAUCACCAGACAUAUUCUCUUCCGAUGUAAUUAUGUUGAAGAAAUUCUAUCAAUAGGCUGUACUUUUAAAUUACAAAUAUCAACAUUAAAUUUUAAAGUGCAUAACUAAGUAAUAUCUAAGUAUGUCGAGUAAAAGAGAUUUGUUUACAACUCUUUGGUUCCAGUUGCACUGAAUUAGCCGAAUACCAAUAUACC
Molecule: messenger RNA, 9915 nt
Organism: Pocillopora meandrina
Lineage: Eukaryota; Metazoa; Cnidaria; Anthozoa; Scleractinia; Pocilloporidae
Source: the annotation of a GenBank genome assembly